UCAUGAUGGCUGCUGAGAACGGACAAACCAACGCUGUCGAGCUGUUGGUGAGCAGUGCCAAAGCAGAGCUCACCCUGCAGGAUGCAGUCAAGAACACUGCUCUUCAUCUGGCCUGCAGUAAGGGGCAUGAAACCAGUGCCUUGUUGAUAUUGGAGAAGAUUACAGACAGGAACCUCAUCAACUCGACUAACGCAGCCUUACAGACGCCGUUACACGUUGCAGCCAGAAAUGGUCUGACGGUGGUGGUUCAGGAGCUACUGGUGAAGGGUGCUAGCGUGUACAUCUUUGAAAGGGUGGUUUGAUGAAAUGUUUGGUAA
Messenger RNA from Coregonus clupeaformis (lake whitefish), 317 nucleotides. Its product is annotated as serine/threonine-protein phosphatase 6 regulatory ankyrin repeat subunit A-like. The record is from RefSeq and is a predicted model, not a curated record. Gene Ontology annotation, molecular function: protein binding. Lineage: Eukaryota; Metazoa; Chordata; Actinopteri; Salmoniformes; Salmonidae. Bases 3 to 302 code for a protein of 99 amino acids. The transcript has 4 exons.